GAAAACUUUUUCAGAGGGCAGAGGCUUUCCAAGAGUCAGGAAGCCUCUACCAUUCCACACUUUCAAAAUAUAGUUUUCUUCCUCCCUUAGAAACCUGGAUGUUUUACAAGGCAAGAAUGAAGAUAUUGUCUUAGCACAUAAAGGCUGAUAUACAAAGGGGUCCGUAUUUAAGAAGUGAAGUUGGAGCUUUUGUAUUAGAAAUCACAAUGCAGGCAUUAUUGUCACACAUUCUUAAGCUUGCCCAUUUUCUAUGGCUACUCGGGGUAAUACUGAGGUCUGCUGAUGCCCAAUUUGAUGAGACUAUAAACAAUAUUGAUUUACGUGGACCACGACCACCAUGUGAUGAAAAACGUAAAUGUCCUAUCAGUGUUUCUUUCCUAAUUGACACAUCUGAAAGCAUUGCACUGCAAUUAAUUCCACCUGGAAGCCUGGUACAGAAAAGUAAGGAUUUUGUGGAAGAGUUCAUCAGAAAAAUAGAUGCAGUUGGUAUUGCUUAUGAGCAAAUUCACAUCAAUUGGGAAUUGGGUGGUCUCCAUUUCUCAGAUGAGGUCAAAGAGUUUGCAGCAAUAGAUUCUGAUAAAGACACAUUCCUUGCUAAUCUUAAAAAUAUAGCCUAUAUUGGUCGAGGAACGUAUACUGACUGUGCUUUGAAGAACAUGACUCACCAGAUGUCGCAAGUCAAAGACAAAAAUAGUAUCCGAUAUGCUGUGGUUAUCACAGAUGGACAUGUCACUGGCGAGCCUUGUGGUGGGAUGAAGCAUCAGGCUGACAGGGCUAAAGAGAUGGGUAUUAAGCUAUUUGUUGUGGGUGCUAGCAGAAAAAUAUAUGAAUCUGGACUGAAAGAGAUCGCUAGCUCCCCAGCUGAGAUUUUCAUGAAUGAUUAUUUCGUUUACAAGGAUGAUUUGUAUCAAACAAUAGAUGACAGAACUAUUGAAGACAUCAUCCAAGUCAUGAAACAUGAGGCCUUUGCUGAGUGUUAUACACCAAAGUGCAUUGAACAAACAGGACCUCCUGGUCCCCCAGGUCUAAAGGGACAGAAGGGAAUGAAAGGAGAUUCUGGUGGACCUGGUGAUCCUGGUCAGAAAGGAAGGCAGGGUGAUCCAGGUAUCGAAGGUCCUAUUGGUUACCCAGGCCCAAAGGGAUCACCUGGAAUGAAAGGAGAGAAGGGAGAAAUGGGAGCCUCUGGAAAGAGAGGAUUCCAUGGAGCACAUGGCAGAAAUGGAACAAGUGGCCACAAGGGCAAACGAGGACGAAUUGGAACACCUGGCUGUAAAGGGGAUCCAGGAGAAAGGGGACCUGAUGGCUACCCCGGAGAUGCAGGUGAAAGAGGACCAGCUGGUGAUCCAGGACCUUCGGGAGACCCUGGAAGGUCAGGAAGAAGUGGACCCAAAGGUAACAAGGGAGAGAUAGGCGCUCCGGGUGAAAAAGGUCUUCCUGGUACUCCAGGAGCUGCAGGUGAGAAAGGAAGAAAGGGAGGCAGGGGCUCUCCUGGAGAAAAAGGAGAACUGGGUCGCAGAGGUGACUUGGGACCAAAGGGUAACCCAGGAUCUAAUGGAGGAAAGGGAGAUAAGGGUGAUGCUGGUCCAGAGGGUAAAAGGGGUCUUCCAGGAGAAGAAGGCAGCAAGGGUGAAAGGGGAGAGAAAGGAUUGUCGGGACCAAGAGGACCAUACGGUGAUGCAGGACCUGCUGGCAAAGAGGGGUCUCGUGGAGAUCCAGGUGAUGUUGGACCAAGAGGUGAAACAGGUCCUCCAGGUGGAAAGGGUGAUAAAGGCCGCCGGGGGUUUAAUUACCCAGGAAGAAGAGGAUCUCCAGGAGACAGAGGAAACAAAGGUCCUGAUGGACCACAGGGACAAAGAGGUAAUGCAGGUCGAAAGGGUCCAUCAGGACCAAAAGGAAAUUAUGGAGAAGGAGGUGAUCCAGGUCCAGGAGGUGAACCAGGACAAAGAGGCAGAAGAGGAGACCCAGGACCUCCAGGACCCGAUGGCCCUCCUGGUGAUCCUGGACUUACAGAAUGUGAUGUAAUGUCAUACAUUAGGGAAACCUGUGGAUGCUGUGAUUGUGAGAAACGAUGUGGUGCUUUGAAUAUUGUGUUUAUAAUUGACAGUUCUGAAAGUAUUGGCCAUACGAAUUUCACCUUGGAGAAAAACUUUGUCAUCGAUGUGGUUAGCCGGUUGGGUACAAUUGCAAAAGAUCCUACUUCACCAACAGGUAUUAGAGUGGGACUGGUGCAGUACAGUCACAACGGCACUUUUGAGUCCAUCCCUUUGAAUGACCCAGGUGUUACCUCACUGUCCUCAUUUAAAGAAAAAGUAAAACGUCUACAGUGGAUUGCAGGUGGCACAUUUACCCCAUCUGCCCUGCACUAUGCCUAUGACACACUGAUAAAGGACAUCAGGAGUGUACAUGCCAAAGUCUUUGCUGUUGUAGUCACAGAUGGGCGAUAUGACCCACGUGAUGAUGAAAACCUGAUCAAAGUACUGUGUAACUCAGAUGUGACAGUUAAUGCAAUCGGAGUUGGAGAUAUGUUCCGUAAACCACAAGAAAGCGAAUCUUUGAAAUCAAUAGCCUGUGGUCAGUCUAACCAAGUACACAACAUGAGUCAUUUCUCAGAGUUAGUUGCUGAAGACUUUAUUAAUAAAAUGGAAGAUGUGCUUUGUCCAGAUCCAGAGCUGGUCUGCCCAGAUAUUCCAUGCAGAACACAACUUUCUAUAGCACAGUGCACACAGAGACCUGUAGACAUCGUAUUCCUGUUAGAUGGAUCUGAACGAGUUGGAGCAGAAAACUUCAAAGUAGCUCAGAACUUUAUUCAGGAGGUAGCUGAUCGACUUCCGUUGGCAAGGAGGGAUGAUGACAACCUGCAUGCUCGAAUUGCUGUCCUGCAGUAUGGAAGUAAUGAUUCGAAAAUGGUGGCUGUACCCUUGACGUUCAACCACACAGUCAUCUCAGAAGAAUUAUUAAAAAUGACAUACCGGGACUAUACCUCAUCCAUUAAAGCUGGUAUCCUCCAUGCCAUCAAUAACAUUGUCAUGAAUCGUGUCAGGCGAAAUGCUGAACUUUCUUUUGUGUUCAUCACAGAUGGCAUCUCCAGGAAUGAGAGCUUGACAGAAGCAGUGAUAUCUAUGAAGAAACAAGAUGUAGUACCAACAGUUCUUGCUUUUGGUAGUGAUAUUAACAAUGAUGUUCUCAAUCAGAUUGUGAUGAAUGACCGAGCUGCCAUUUUCCGGGGAAAAGACUACUCUAGCCUCAUAGAUCCCAGCUUCUUCAAUCGUUUUAUUAGGUGGAUUUGCUAAAGCAACUAGCAUGCCAACCUAUAAGGAAAGAAAUGUACCCACUAGAUAGUAUUCUUUUAUUGUAAUUUGAACACAAAAUUAAUGUGCUUAUUUUUUCUACGAAAACCUGUAAAAUAUAAAAUGUCUCUACUCAUUUGUGUUGCUUGUUUACAAUGCUCUGGAGUCUUACUGAACCCUGCAUUUCUGAAAUCUUCACUGUUUUGUUUUCUCUAGUUUAAAACAAAAUCAUGAGUUUGUGUCUGCUACCUUUUGUCUUCUGCAUGAUCCAAAUCUCUGGAAGCAAGUGUAGAUUAAAAUAAUAGAUUUUAAUUGUUUUUGUCUCUUUGAUUUUGAAAAAGAAUGUAAGAGUCUCAAUGUCAAGGCUUGAAUUAAAGACUGUCCAUGGGUGCUACCACUUCUUAUAUUUUUCCUGUUCAAAGACAGCUACAGGAAGGUGACUAUCCCAUUCUUGUCUGAUUCCACAUGUCAGGUUCACCAAUAUUAUUUUGAUUAAUUUUACCCUCAGAAAAUAAGUAACACUGUACUGAAUACCUCUAUCAUAUACCUCUGAUUGAUUAGUUUAUCUAAAUAACUGAAUCCCUGCACUUUACCAUCAUUGCUGUUAAUGUGGCAAACAGUCAUGAACACAGGAAAAUGAUAAAAAAGUUUGCUUGGUGCUAAAUACUAUGAUAAAACUUUUUUUUAAUUUAAAUACACUGCUUUCCAACAAAAAUAGAUAUCAAAGCAUUACGCAUUAAAUCUUCUCUUGCUCUCAUGUCAGAUUUAAUACAAGACAUGCAGAUGAUGGUUAUGAUAUUUAAUUGAAUCUUCUCCAACCUUAUCCAACUCUGGAUUAAGCUCACAACACAUUUCCCUUCACUAGGAGACUUUCAGCUGUGCCAGUUAAAGCUGAUAUUAAUGCCUAUUAGAGAUGACUGUCAAAUAAUAUUAUAAGACAAGAAAUUUCAAAAUGUUUUAUUUCAUCCAUUUUCUUUACUGAGCUUCUAGACACUGCAAAACGGGUUUGCAUUUAGUUGGCUAAAAGCUAUUGUUUAUUUUUCAUAGAAACUAUUGUCAACUUAGAUGUUACAUUUGUGAGGCAAUUUAAUGUGAAUACCUGAUUUAUAGGCCUUUUGAUAGUAUAGCAUCUAAAAAGUAUAUGAUCUUAUAUAUGUUCCUUAUAUCACUGUUGGAGAAUGAGUGUAACCAUAGGUUAUUAAAGUGAUCAUUAGACACCAAUAAAUUAUUUCUGCUUUUUUCCAGAUUAUGUAAAAUCAUGUUUUACAUAUUUCUUUCAAUGAAGCCUACUGUUUACCAACAGCAGUGCACCAGCAAAAUGUUUAAACACCAUUUUUAAUGAAAGUUUGAGUUGUACAUAACUAGUAAGCACAAAUAAUCCAGAGAAGUGUUAAAUUUUCUUUUCUAUCCUUUGAUGUUUCUUUUAUUAACCAACAAAGCAGAAUGCCUUGACAACUCACCAGAAGACCUGCACUGUUUGACCUGUGGAUAAAGUAAAAAUGUUUGACACCAACUCUUACCUUUUUUCAUUUGCCAGCUGUAAUUUAAUUUUUGAGAUUUCAGCAUAAUUUCUUUAAUUCAUCUAUUUACUUAAGAUUCCUUAUCAUUGCUGUCUAUUUUUAUCACUGAGCAUUGUUUCAUUUGUUCACGUCAUUUGCAUAAGAUAAGAUACAUGUACUUUAGGAAAAGGAAUGGUACCAUAUUUUACUUCUGAAAUGAUGUCUGAAUUUUUCUGAGAAUGUGUUAAAACAGUUUACAGUCUGACUAAUAUAGUUCACCUCAUGGAAUGUAAUUUUUUAUUAAAUACAAAGGAUCUA
Molecule: messenger RNA, 5104 nt
Organism: Protopterus annectens (West African lungfish)
Lineage: Eukaryota; Metazoa; Chordata; Ceratodontiformes; Protopteridae
Gene: COL6A2
Product: collagen type VI alpha 2 chain
Exons: 28
Coding region: 207-3290 (1027 amino acids)
Source: RefSeq, a predicted model, not a curated record